AGGCGAACGAGCAGGUGUUACAUGGCCAAGUUUGGAUUUUGCUUUCUUCAACACCCCAGUCUGACCAAGAUGGCCUUCCUUACCGCCGCUGAAGUCGUCGCCCACCCGGCCUACCAAUCCCUGGACUGGAAACUGUCGCCGACGACGUCUGGCACCUGCCCCGUCGCUCAAACCCGCCGCGGAGGCCCUAUCAAUCUCUACUACCAGAUCCAUGGCACCGGCCCUACCAAGCUCGUUGUAAGUGCCCUUCCUGACUUUUCCCUGAAGCCAUUCUGACAGCACAGUUCAUCAUGGGCCUCAACGCUGUGCACAGCGACUGGAAGCGCCAAACCAAGUUCUUCGGGCACACGCACGGAUCCAAAUACUCGGUGCUGGUCUUCGACAACCGCGGCGUGGGCAAAUCCGACAAGCCACUGUCUUACUACUCCACGUCCGAGAUGGCGCAAGAUGCCGUCGACCUCCUCGUCUCCCUAAAGUGGCUUGACCUCUCUGCUGCGCCGCCGACCCGCGACAUCAACGUCAUCGGCGCAAGUAUGGGCGGGAUGAUCUCGCAGGAACUGGCGAUGCUGAUCCCCGAGCGACUGGCGAGUCUAACGCUGUGCUGUACGGCGCCGCGACUUGUGCGGACAGCGCCAUUCCUGGAGAACCUGCGCGAGCGCGCGGAGAUGUUCAUACCCAAGAAGAUGGAUCAGGAGCUUGAGCGGCUAGCGCAUUCGCUGUUCCCUGCGGAUUUCCUGGCGCUGCCGGAUGAUGAGUUUAACGAGCCCGAGAGGAAUUUCCCGACGAAGCGCGAUCGGUUUGCGGCGGGGCGGUUGCGCAAGUUGGACGAUCCGGAGGGGUUUACGAAGAUGGGGUUUUUGAUGCAGGUUGUUGCGUGCUAUUUCCACCAUAAGUCGCCGGCGCAGUUGAAGGCGUUGGGCGAUCGAGUUGGGCGGGAGAGGAUUGCGGUGCUGCAUGGGACUGUGGAUCGGAUGCUGACGUUUCAGCAUGGCGAGCUGUUGAAUCAAGACUUGGGCGAGGGGAUUCUGUACAAGGUGUGGGAGGGGAGCGGGCAUAUGUUGCCGUGGGAGAAGGAAGAGGAGAUGAAUGAGUUGGUGGAGGAGCUUGUGCAGCGAUGCAAUUAGCGCUUUUUGUGAUACCACUGGCCGUGAGCCUUACGCAAGUGUAUAAGGAAAGGAUUGGCAAUGAAUCAGAGAUCAAAGAACAAGAUUUAUAAGGCAUCACAAUGCAUGCAGUUACGAAGAUAAGAUCCAAGCAGUCGGAGUCGUCGCACGACUCACGAGUGAUCAGGGAAGUCUCGGCCUACCGGCUUGAUGCCGGUGACACCAGGAUGUAUACGUGCCCAAACCUCGAGUCCCG
Molecule: messenger RNA, 1359 nt
Organism: Aspergillus versicolor CBS 583.65
Lineage: Eukaryota; Fungi; Ascomycota; Eurotiomycetes; Eurotiales; Aspergillaceae
Product: alpha/beta fold hydrolase
Exons: 1
Coding region: 291-1124 (277 amino acids)
Source: RefSeq, a predicted model, not a curated record